Branchiostoma belcheri (Belcher's lancelet) is the source of this 5928-nucleotide messenger RNA. RefSeq lists its product as uncharacterized. The record is from RefSeq and is a predicted model, not a curated record. The transcript is spliced from 31 exons. Bases 267 to 5309 code for a protein of 1680 amino acids. NCBI's taxonomy places the organism in Eukaryota, Metazoa, Chordata, Leptocardii, Amphioxiformes, Branchiostomatidae. Gene Ontology annotation, molecular function: protein binding; chitin binding.
UCCAGCAGUACCGUGGCUGUUAUAAGGACACAUCUGACCGUCUGUUUCCCAACGCACAGCUUCUGGGCCAUUCGUUAUUAACGAAUGCUCUUUGCAGGGAUCACUGUAGAAGUGGCCAUUUUCCCUACUCAGCAACUCAAUAUGCCGAAGAAUGCUUCUGUGGGACGAGGCAAAACUUUCAGGACCUCGGAGAUCCUCUUCCUGACAGCGAAUGUGACCGUCGGUGCACCGGAAAUCCUGAUCAAUUCUGUGGGGGUGAAUGGAGGAUGUCUGUGUUUAGCACUGGAACCUCGACAGAAACGAAUGUUGCACUCAACAAAAUGGCUUCACAGAGCAGUUUGCUGAGGUCGGAAUAUCCUGCGGAACGAGCUGUGGACGGAAACACAGGAACCAUUCUGUACCCUCUAAAGGAAUGCACACACACGGACCUGGAGUACGAGCCGUGGUGGAAGGUUGAUCUUGGAGACACUUACGUCAUCAGUCACGUGACAGUCAUUAACCGAGGAGACUGCUGUGGAGAACGACUGCGAAACUUUAUGGUACGAGUCGGUCCUUAUGAGGACUUCCGUGAAAAUACACCAUGUGGUGACAUUUACUCGGAAACUCCAUCGGAAGGAGAGACUAUCGACGUGCGGUGUGAGGAGCCCAUCUCAGGGAGGUGGGUGUCUGUCCAGCUGAUCGGCCGGGAGGACUACCUGUCUCUGUGUGAGGUACAGGUGUUUUCAGGGACAGGCGAGAUUCCUUUGGUUGAUGGAUACUCUUCUCGUCGUGGAGACUGCAUUGGGAACGACAUCUGGUCCAUUUACCGAGACGCUACCUCACUGGAGGACUGUGCCCGACUGUGUACGAGUCACCCAGACUGUACCAGCUUCAUGUUCUACAAUAACCAUAGGUGCUACCCAAAGACAAAGUCUUGUGCUGAAACUAACAAGACCAACCCAAGGAACGUGUUCUAUGACAGGAUUAUCGAAAAAGCCACAGGCAGAAAAUGGCGGGAGGAUUAUCAUUGCGGUUACGGAUAUUCGGCAGAAGGAGCUGAUCCGGCAGAGUGUGAUCCGCACUCAUGUUUCCCAUGCUGCUCUGCGGCUGGCUGGUGUGGAAACACACCUGACCACUGUGACUGUCCCGGAUGUACAAACUACCAGGAAUUCUAUGGAAUUGCACCAAUUACAUCAGCAAAGUUUGUACCAGAGGCAAUAAAGAGAUGGCGGGAUGAUUAUCGGUGUGGUCCCGACUUUCCUGCACCAGGGGCGGACCCAGGCGAAUGUGACCCCCAUUCCUGCUUCCCGUGCUGCUCAGCGGCAGGUCACUGUGGUAACAUCGGUGUAGAACAUUGUGACUGCCCCGGGUGUGUGGACUAUAGAUUUUUUAGACAGAACGGCAGCAGGUGGCGUGCUGACCUCCGCUGUGGUCCAGACUUCCCAGCCCCAGGUGCCGCCUCAGGAGAAUGUGACCCCGUGUCCUUCACUCCCUGCUGCUCGCUUUCCGGCUUCUGUGGAAGCACAGAGAAACACUGCAAGUGUGAAGGGUGUGUGGACUUCAGAACUGGCAGUGGAGUGUCCACCAACAGAACAGUCCAUCCACAAGAGUGCCUAACAGACAGCGAAGGUACGUCCUACCGAGGUACAAUACAACACACCAAAUCAGGACUCACGUGCCAGCGCUGGGACACUUCUUUUCCACACGAGCACGAGUAUCUGGAAAAGUAUCCUAACAGUGGAUUGGAUGAGAACUACUGUAGAAACCCAGACGGUCAGCCAGAUGCUGAGAGACCGUGGUGCUACACCAUAGAUCCAGACGUGAGGUGGGAGUACUGUGACAUUCAGGAAUGCAGGGUAAAUGUUGCACUCAACAAAAUGGCCUCACAGAGCAGUUUGCUGAGAUCAGAAUAUCCUGCGGAACGAGCUGUGGACGGAAACACAGGAACCAUUCUGUACCCUCUAAAGGAAUGCACACACACGGACCUGGAGUACGAGCCGUGGUGGAAGGUUGACCUUGGAGACACUUACGUCAUCAGUCACGUGACAGUCAUUAACCGCGGAGAUUGUUGUGGAGAACGACUGCGAAACUUCAUGGUACGAGUCGGUCCUUAUGAGGACUUCCGUGAAAAUACACCAUGUGGUGACAUUUACUCGGAAACUCCAUCGGAAGGAGAGACUAUCGACGUGCGGUGUGAGGAGCCCAUCUCAGGGAGGUGGGUGUCUGUCCAGCUGAUCGGCCGGGAGGACUACCUGUCUCUGUGUGAGGUACAGGUGUUUUCAGGGACAGAUAACAAAACGCGGCCAUAUCUGCUGUGCACGACAAGACGAGGUAUCAGCAAGCUGUUCUUAGACAGCUCGGCUCCUCCAGAAGUCAUCCAAACACCCGACAUGAGAUCUGUUAUAGGCGUGGCCUUCCACUGGCAAAAGCAGAUGUUAUUCUGUACUGAUGUGCAAAGUAACGCCAUCUCCAGAACGUAUCUGAACGACACAAGGCAAAGUGAGCUUAUUGUGGAUCAAAAUCUCGUCACUCCGGAGUCCUUGGCUGUGGACUGGAUAGGAGACAAUCUGUUUUGGACUGAUACGGGGAGACGUGUGAUUGAGAUGUCUAAACUUGAUGGAUCCCAUCGACGAACUUUUCUCAGUGUAGACCUGGAUAAGCCCAGAGGACUAGCAGUCGAUCCUAUCAAUGGGUACCUGUUUCUUGGUGACUGGGGAGAUGAUGCCAAAAUAGAACGUAUCACUCUGGAUGGGAAGGUCAGGGAAGUUCUGGUGAGCUCCGGUCUAAAGUAUCCCAACGGCAUCGCCUUAGAUAUACGACAACGCCGUCUGUAUUGGACAGACGCUGGACUGAAGAGAAUCGAGUCUAUAACCAUACAUGGAAAAGACCGGAAGCUGCUUGUAGAGGAGGAAUUUGCACCUCAUCCAUUUGGAAUCACAGUAUCCGAAGACAGGAUCUUUUGGACAGACUGGAGACUUAAUUCCGUCAUCAGUGCAGAGAAGGACACCGGCAGAAACCCAACUGUAGUCUAUGAGUCGGUGGGGAACAUGUAUAACAUUAAGUUGGUGGACAAACACAGGCAGCCAGGAACAAGUCCUUGUGGUAUAAACAAUGGUGGGUGUAGUCAUUUCUGUCUCAACACGCCGGCUGGUCACACUUGUGCGUGCCCUGAUAAUCUUCAGCUAGACGGAAGUACCUGUAGAAGAGGCGAGAUUCCUUUGGUUGAUGGAUACUCUUCUCGUCGUGGAGACUGCAUUGGGAACGACAUCUGGUCCAUUUACCGAGACGCUACCUCACUGGAGGACUGUGCCCGACUGUGUACGAGUCACUCAGACUGUACCAGCUUCAUGUUCUACAAUAACCAUAGGUGCUACCCAAAGACAAAGUCUUGUGCUGAAACUAACAAGACCAACCCAAGGAACGUGUUCUAUGACAGGAUUAUCGAAAAAGCCACAGGCAGAAAAUGGCGGGAGGAUUAUCAUUGCGGUUACGGAUAUUCGGCAGAAGGAGCUGAUCCGGCAGAGUGUGAUCCGCACUCAUGUUUCCCAUGCUGCUCUGCGGCUGGCUGGUGUGGAAACACACCUGACCACUGUGACUGUCCCGGAUGUACAAACUACCAGGAAUUCUAUGGAAUUGCACCAUUUACAUCAGCAAAGUUUGUACCAGAGGCAAUUAAGAGAUGGCGGGAUGAUUAUCGGUGUGGUCCCGACUUUCCUGCACCAGGGGCGGACCCAGGCGAAUGUGACCCCCAUUCCUGCUUCCCGUGCUGCUCAGCGGCAGGUCACUGUGGUAACAUCGGUGUAGAACAUUGUGACUGCCCCGGGUGUGUGGACUAUAGAUUUUUUAGACAGAACGGCAGCAGGUGGCGUGCUGACCUCCGCUGUGGUCCAGACUUCCCAGCCCCAGGUGCCGCCUCAGGAGAAUGUGACCCCGUGUCCUUCACUCCCUGCUGCUCGCUUUCCGGCUUCUGUGGAAGCACAGAGAAACACUGCAAGUGUGAAGGGUGUGUGGACUUCAGAACUGGCAGUGGAGUGUCCACCAACAGAACAGUCCAUCCACAAGAGUGCCUAACAGACAGCGAAGGUACGUCCUACCGAGGUACAAUACAACACACCAAAUCAGGACUCACGUGCCAGCGCUGGGACACUUCUUUUCCACACGAGCACGAGUAUCUGGAAAAGUAUCCUAACAGUGGAUUGGAUGAGAACUACUGUAGAAACCCAGACGGUCAGCCAGAUGCUGAGAGACCGUGGUGCUACACCAUAGAUCCAGACGUGAGGUGGGAGUACUGUGACAUUCAGGAAUGCAUAGAUGGGUGUGACAACAUGUCAUGUGACUGGCACAAGGGCCAAAUGUGUGGAGGGCAUGGUGUAUGUCAAUGUGGGAGGUGUGAAUGUGAAGGAGGCUGGACUGGUGCGGCUUGUGAAUGUUCGGAAAGUGUUGACAGCUGCCGAUCAUCAAAUGGGCUGAUCUGUAACAACCACGGUGAGUGCAAUUGUGGUAUCUGCAGGUGUAAUCCGUCCACCUUCUACUAUGGACCGCAGUGUGAUGACUGUGCGACCUGCCCUGGAAUUUGCGGAGAGCUCAGAGAAUGUGGGGAAUGCCUUAUCAGCGGUAUCAGGGAUUGUAGGAAAUUUUGCGGUGGGGUGACGAUAGCCCAAACACAAGACAUCAACACAGAGUCAUCUAAGCUCUGCAAGUUCAAGUCCACUAGUGACACAGAAUUCGAGUUUACCUACGGGUAUGACACAAAGGGCGGUGCAGUCAUUGCAAGCCACCAGCCCGAAUCUUGUCCCACGAGGCAGUUAAGAUGCACUUCCGGCGAGUGUAUUUCAGUGGACCUGAUCUGUGACCGGAAACCUGACUGUGAUGACGGAAGCGACGAGGAAGGCUGUGAUGAUGACGCUGCCAUGUCUAUCGACAGCCAAUCCGCAGCUGCGCUGCACUCUGAACCCUGGCUGCCUAUUGUUCCGUAUCCGCCUCGUAAGCUCGCUGCAAGACUUCGCAGUCUGGAGACGGAUGAACUGACAGAGUCUAUGGCUGAACGUAGAGCUUCAGGAUUGGUCAGGAAGAUAUUCGGGUUACCAAUAUUCAGGAAAAGGCGAGAUAUUGCCGACCGACCGGAUGACUCUCCGCCGGACAGCAUCCUCUUUGUUGGUGAAAAGGCAUAUCGAUUUCCGUCCCAGCCUCAGGAGCGUAACGCUGUGGAAGAGUUGGCAACGCUGCCGUUCAGGAUCAACCAGUUCCUGGAAGUGUUAGUUCAUCUGAGGCAGUGUGGACUUACAGAGGGACAGCAGCAACAGAACCCGGUGCCAUUCAAGGAUGAUUAAAUAAUCUUCAUCAAAUCAGUCUAUCCGAUCGUCAGGUAUAUAAUCAAACAUGUUUGUAGCACCAGUUCAAAUUGGUCUGAUGCAAAUGGCGUCAUUUGCAUAGGUUUGACUGUAUUUGACAAAACAGAGGCACUUGGCAAGAACGUCAGAUUGGUUAAGAGACUACGUUAUGGGUAUUUCACUCAAUUUUAAAAGAUAAAGGUUUUUAAAUGAACUAGUAAGUAUGAUUUAAAGAUUCACCGCAUGGUUUACAUUAUUUAAGCAAAAUUAUUACAUUCAUAUAACCACAUUUAGAACUGCACUAUAUGUACCCUAUUCAUUCAUUCCUAAUCAUUGUUUCUAAAACAACUAUUAUUACUAGGAUAUUUUUUAUAAUACUGAAUAAAGUCAUCUUGAACCUUGCAGUCAUCUCUGUUACGACUUUUAGUAACAUUGAUCUGCCAGGUAGCCCCAAACAACAUUUUUUUUCAAAUAUUGAAUACUUCUUCCUCGCUCUUCAGGGAUAUGCGUGUCCUUAUUAAAUAUUGAUUAUGUACAAUGUGAAUUACUGUUAAUCUGUGCUGACUGAUUAUUUUUAUUAUUGGAAUCUGCUUUCUAAGUUCACGUUGGUCUUUCUAUA